Brassica napus (rape) is the source of this 569-nucleotide messenger RNA. RefSeq lists its product as uncharacterized. Lineage: Eukaryota; Viridiplantae; Streptophyta; Magnoliopsida; Brassicales; Brassicaceae. The transcript is spliced from 2 exons. The record is from RefSeq and is a predicted model, not a curated record. Bases 165 to 569 code for a protein of 134 amino acids.
AAUCUCUUAUUUGUUUCCCUUUUAGAUUCGUAUAUUGAAAUCUGAGGGGUCAAUCUUCUGGGUUUUUAAUUUUCAUGUUCUGUUUCGUUUUAGGGUUGGGGUCAAUGUACAACCCAUAUUUGUAAUGUUCAAGUAUUUGUAAUGUUUUUUUUGUUCUUUUGCAGAUGAAUAUCCUACGUGGUUCUUCUUCAGGGCCAGCUAAGAGGAGCCGUCAAACUUGUCUUCCUCCUGGAUUGAACAGGCCUGCUACGUCCGCUUCUCUUCCUCCUGGAGCGACCAGGCCGGCUUCGUCUGCGUCUCGACAUCCACUUCCAAGCUUAGCUGCUGUGAUGAGUGCACCAGAGAGACGUAACAUGCCUCUUCUCCAUCCACAAAGGCCCAAUGGAACUUUAUGGUUUGGGAUAUACGAUUGCAUCCGGAAAGAUGUAGUGUCAACAUAUCAGUCAAAAUUUUGGGGACCAUGGUGGACCUACAGAAUGGUGCCAGAUGAGAAGAAGGUCGCUUGGUGGACUAGUUUUCUGGUAGCUUCUCUAGAUUUACUUUGUUUAUUGGUUGAUAUAGUUGUAUAA